AUUUAAAAUGUCAGCGCCCUUGAAGAUCUUGGUUUUAUAGAUUGAUUUCUUAUACCACGGGUGCCUCAUAACACAAAGCAGGAUGUAUAUUUCUAGGCUAUCUUUACUUGGAGGGCAUAUAGUAAGACAAGUCAUAGGACCCUCUGUGAACAAAAUCACAAUACAAAAACUCAAUAUAAAUCUAGUGAAGAACAUACAUAGCAGCAUAGGAGUAACAUCUAAACAAACUUUACAACAAUGUACUCGAUUGAACUCUAUUUAUAAAUCAAAUUUUAAAUGUUUUUCAACAUUACAAAAAAAUCCAAAACUGACUGGGUUCAAUGUACCAAGAAUCCAUGCUCUUACUGUGAGGAAUCUAGGAGGGAAGGCUGACAAAGAGUUACAAAGGACAGUUCUCAUAUACAUCAGCGCUGUUGGAAUCUUUAUGUUAGGGAUGUCAUAUGCUGGAGUGCCAUUGUACAGGAUGUUUUGCCAGGCUACUGGAUUGGGAGGUCAGGCAACAGCUGGACAUGACAAUUCCAAAGUUGAGACAAUGGCUGCCAUAGAGGACAGACAGAUCAAGAUAAGGUUUAAUGCGGACACUGCCUCAAGUAUGAGGUGGAACUUUAAACCUCAACAACUCUCUGUUGUGGUGGCGCCAGGAGAAACUGCCCUGGCAUUUUAUACAGCUACCAACCCAACAGCCAAACCCAUCGUGGGUAUCUCAACAUACAAUGUAUUACCAUUUGAGGCUGGAAUUUACUUUAACAAAAUACAGUGUUUCUGUUUUGAGGAGCAGCGACUGAACCCCCAUGAGCAGGUUGACAUGCCUGUUUUCUUCUACAUAGACCCAGAGUUUGCGGAAGAUCCAAAGAUGGAAAAUGUGGACUCUAUUACACUUUCGUACACAUUCUUUGAGGCUAAGGAAGGAUUCCAGGUGCCAUUACCUGGUUACAUGCAGCCUCAAAGUGCGCCUGCAGCUACCUGACCCAUCUUAUUUGGUAAUCCUUGGUUAAAUCAAUAGAAUAAGGACUUUAGUUUCAUUCUCCAAGGAGAGAUAAAUGAAGUUCUGAAUGCAGUCAUUAUGCAAGUUGAAAUACAUUUCAGUUCUCAUUUCAAGGUCUGUCAGUUUUGAUAUGAGAAGAAUUUGAAAUGUUUUCCAAAUUGUAAUAAUAUAUUUGAAAGGAUCUUGUUUGACAUACUUUGUAAUUGUGAUUGUACAUAACAUAAUUUGAAGCGGAAUAAGAAAUGGUGAAUAAAGACAU
Owenia fusiformis is the source of this 1244-nucleotide messenger RNA. Lineage: Eukaryota; Metazoa; Annelida; Polychaeta; Sabellida; Oweniidae. The record is from the annotation of a GenBank genome assembly.